This is a messenger RNA of Sinocyclocheilus rhinocerous, 2580 nucleotides long. Its product is annotated as NACHT, LRR and PYD domains-containing protein 1-like. The transcript is spliced from 6 exons. Gene Ontology annotation, biological process: regulation of apoptotic process. The record is from RefSeq and is a predicted model, not a curated record. The coding region runs from base 110 to 2119 and encodes 669 amino acids. Gene Ontology annotation, molecular function: protein binding. Lineage: Eukaryota; Metazoa; Chordata; Actinopteri; Cypriniformes; Cyprinidae.
AUAGUCCUGCCACCACAGCUGGAAAAAAUCCUAGAGGAAACACUGACCUACCCUGCCUUUAAUGGAACAUUUGUUAUCUGUUAGAUCAUAAUAGAAGUGUACAGGGAAGAUGUCAGAAUUUGAAAUGAGGAAGAGGAAGAGGAAGAGAUCUUCAUCUCCAGAACCCAGCUGUGUGUCUCUGAAGAGCAGUCAAUCCAUAAAUCCUCCUCUUGAAUUCAGUGAUGAACCAGUGACCUCUGACCCCAGUGUGGAUCAUGGAGGAGAGAGCAGGAUGAGAGCAGGACUACAAAAGUAUGCCUGUGAUCUCACACUGGAUCCAAACACAGCAAACACUCGACUCAUUCUGUCUGAUGAGAACAGGAAGAUCACAAGUGUGGAAGAUCUUCAGCCGUAUCCUGAUCAUCCAGAGAGAUUUGAAUAUGCUCCUCAGGUUCUGUGUGUUGAGAGUCUGACUGGACGCUGUUACUGGGAGACUGAAUGGAGUGGGAGGUUUGCUAUUAUAUCAGUGUCAUAUAAAGGAAUCAGCAGGAAAGGAGGAUGGAGUGACUGUUGGUUUGGAUUCAGUGACAAAUCCUGGAGUCUGUUCUGCUCUAAUAAUAGAUUCACUGUCUGGCACAAUAAUAAAUACACUUAUAUACCCACCGUCCGUUCAUCCUCUAAUAGAGUAGGAGUGUAUCUGGACCUGUCGGCCGGCACUCUUUCCUUCUACAGUGUCUCUGACACACACACACUCACACACAUACACACAUUUAACACCACAUUCACUGAACCCCUCUGUGCUGGAUUUAGACUGUAUCAGAUGAACUCCUCAGUGUCUCUGUGUGAUAUUAAAGAGCCUCCUGUGAGAAUCAUCAGUGAUCCACACGCCGCCGGGUCCUCAAACCUCAAAUCUUCUGGGCUCAAUAUUGAACCGCUGCUGAAGUGUCAGUCUUGCGUCCAUGUAGCUGAUCCAGAUCAGUGGGUUCAGAUUGAGACACCGGUCUGUACAGAUGAAGGAGUACCAAAGUUCAGGAUCAGUACUCUGCCAGGCCGUUACGAGUGUGUCAGGACCAGGAUGCGAUGGGUCAGUGAUUAUGACGUCACCCUUCAGUAUCACACGGUAGACGGACACUUCCUCAACAAAGAGCUGGAGAGGCUGCAGUGCAACCGGAUCGCUCCAGUGAUGGACGUGACGGUGAUCUCAGGGAAACUGGAGGAAGUUCAUCUGCCACAUUACAUCUGUUUAGGAGAGUCUGGAGCUUCCCUCAGAGAUGCUGUGAAAGUCCUCAGUGUAAAAGAUGAGGGAAUAACCAUAGAACCAGUGAAGUUGACACGAUUCCAUGCUAAGAUUGUCAAACCAUCCUUCUCUCUUAAAACAUUAAUUAUAAGUUGGAUAAUGGGAUGGGAUGAACACUGCGAUCUUCUUCUCUACAUGCGCUCUAAAGAUCCUCUCAUUCUACAUGUCUACUUUUUUCCAGUUGAUGAUUGUGCGAAAGAAAAAGUUGAGAAGAUUGAAAAAUCGAGUUAUUGGAUCUUGCAUCCCAGACCUGACAGACCGUUUCGGAUGAAAACUCCACACAGUCUUGAUGUUCCUGGUGCUUCUGUCCAUCCCAAAGAAGGGAUCACAUUCAGAAGAGAAACUGACCCAAAUUUCUUCAAGAUCAGGAUCAAGACACGUCUGGAGAAUGAUUUUCAUAUGAGUCUGAUCAGAGAGGAGGACAAGAAGAUUGUCUGGAUUGCAACACUUGAGAAAGAGGAACUUGAUCAGAUUCAUCCACAGAGAGAGGAGUCACGUCCACAGAGAGACGAGUCACGUCCACAGAGAGAGGAGUCACGUCCACAGAGAGAGGAGUCACGUCCACAGAGAGACGAGUCGCGUCUGAAUAGUGAGGCAGGUAAAGCAAGAUAUUUUGACAACCACUGGCCAGAUCUCAUUCAGAAGGUCACAGAUUUUAGGAUUAUUGCAGAUAAACUGCGUCAGCAGGAAAUAAUUCAUGAGGAACAAUAUUCAGAAAUCAGACAGAGUUUAACCAGUCAGGACGGCAUGAGAACGAUCUGUGACAUUAUACGUAAACACAGCGAUGCUGUGAAAGCUAAACUCAUCUCAAUUCUUCAGGAAGAGAAGCUUUACCACUUUUAAAACAUUGGUCUGAUUCUACAUUUAGGGCUCAAGGAGCAUCUUUUUAAACUUAACGUUUCAAAACAGCAACCUCAGUCCGAAGGCUCGUCCUCUAGAAAAAAAAUGGUUUAUCAAAAUAUACUUGGUCAGCAAUUAAGUCUUUCAAAAUAUUAAGUGAUUGUAACAUUACAAAUAAAUCUCAGGUUUUGUAUGUCUAAGUUAAUGGCAGGUAAAUCUCCAUUGUCAAAGCAAAUUUAGAGGAAAAUUUAUAUUUAUGUUUAUCUAAAUGUGUAUUUCAUGCUUGUACAUGGUUUUAUACAUCAGAAAUUCACCAACAUUUUGAGAUAUUUCUUUUUUUUUUUUUCAUUUUUAGUUUAGUUGUUUUACAACAUCAACUUAACCUGUUAACCCGCACCUGGACGCCUACACACUGAACGCUCUUUUUUUGCACGUGUCAAUGUUUGCGUAUAGAUAAAAUGAAA